Xyrauchen texanus (razorback sucker) is the source of this 945-nucleotide messenger RNA. RefSeq names its product ATP synthase membrane subunit c locus 3a (gene atp5mc3a). The transcript is spliced from 5 exons. Gene Ontology annotation, molecular function: proton transmembrane transporter activity. Gene Ontology annotation, biological process: proton transmembrane transport; proton motive force-driven ATP synthesis. The coding region runs from base 115 to 534 and encodes 139 amino acids. NCBI's taxonomy places the organism in Eukaryota, Metazoa, Chordata, Actinopteri, Cypriniformes, Catostomidae. The record is from RefSeq and is a predicted model, not a curated record.
ACACUCACAUCCGGGACUUUGCGGGGAGUCAUUUGUGCGCAGGCGCAGUAUCUCCGGUGGUUCGACCUCUGCUUUCGAAAGUCCCGGGCCCCUCAAAAGCACAUAAAGCUCAAAAUGUUCACCUGCGCAAAGUUCGUCUCCACACCCGCUCUGGUGCGUGCAAGCUCCCGUGCCCUAUACAGACCAAUUUCUGCUGCUAUACUGUCCAGACCAGAGGUCAAACCAGAGGUCAGUGCUGCUGUCCUGCCUCAGUCACCCAUCACUCAGUUGGCCCUCAGAAGCUUCCAGACCAGUGUUGUGAGCCGCGACAUCGACACUGCUGCCAAGUUCAUCGGUGCUGGAGCUGCCACCGUGGGAGUGGCUGGAUCCGGUGCUGGAAUCGGAACUGUGUUCGGUAGCCUCAUCAUCGGUUAUGCCAGGAACCCAUCUCUAAAGCAGCAGCUCUUCUCUUAUGCCAUCCUGGGCUUCGCUCUGUCUGAAGCUAUGGGGCUCUUCUGUUUGAUGGUUGCUUUCUUGAUCCUGUUCGCCAUGUAAAAACCUGCUAGUUGUGUAAACUUAUUUAGUACAGUUGUGACUACAUAUUUUUGCUGUUGCCACCAAAAUGUCUGCUGUACGUCUCCACGGGAGAAAAAAAUCAACAAGUAUGAUGUCCACUCUCUCAAAAGAAAUCAUGUAACAAUUACAUUUUGUUUAAUUAUUUAAACCUGAAGUGAUGAUCAUGCCCGUUUAAUGAAAAAGGCAACAAAAGGCAUCAUUGAUCUAAAGAACUUGAAAGCACUUUCUGUACAUCAGAAUUGGGGAAAAUGUAGUGCUUUUGUGUAGACUGUAAGGGUCCACUCUGAAUGUGUGGUCGAUUAGAAUGACUACAUUUAUAGCAGUUAAAGCUAGUUAAAAAAACCUUAAUUGCUUUUGUAAAUUGCAUUAAAAAACAUUUAAGUCACAGUU